GCGCCGCCGCCCACCGACGUGCCCGACCGUUCGGCCGGCGCCGCCGUCGCGACAUUACAGUUCCGACCGGAUCACGUACCGUACCAUCCGUGCUGGCAGAGCGCGUCCACGACGCAUACCUGUCGCCUGUCGGACUACCAUAAUAUAAAUAGACGGAAAAAAUAUCAUCAUUUCCUAAUUUGAAAUCAAAUCGUAAUUUUUAACAACUUUAUUCGGUAUUCAGACACCGCUGUACACACGCCGUAACACGCAUUGCACACGUACUGAUAGUAGGCACGGUAAUAAUAUACGGACCGACGAUCAUAACAAUAACAAUAAUUGUUUAUCGGGAACUGAUUUCACAAUAUUUGCGCAUAGUUUUUCGGUGAAAUAGUCGCGCGCGGACGGGCGCAUUUUUCCGGCGACCCACAGGCCCGUGUCGUUUUUGCCGCCGGAGUCUACUGCUGCAGCCGCGGGCCACAUCAACCCGUACGCCGUCGUCGUCCCGUGCGAUGGAGAUCACAGUGUCCGCGCCGAUCGACUUUAGCGUGUCGGUCAAGAGGACGCCACCGACGGCCGUCGUCAGGACGCCUUCGUCCGGGGCCGCCGCAGCCGCCGCGGCAGCGGCUGCUGCUGCCGCUGCAACGAGUUGUGGCGGUGGCGCCUCGUCCACCGCCGCCGCCGCACAGCAAUCCAACGACAGCCGCCGUUCACCCGCCGCUUCACCCGCACCGCCAUCGGGUCUGCUCAAGUUCGUUCAGCACGACCACCAACACCAUCAUCACCAUCACCACCACGCCACCGGUGCCGCCGUCAUAAACGCCUCGGCCGUGAACGGACACCAUCACAGCAGCGCCGGCGGACACAGCGCGUUCCGCUUGGUCACCCCGAAAGCCAAGCACAACGAUUGCAUAAAGUUCGGUAUCAGCCGCCUGGUGGAAAAGUUCAACGACAGCCGUUCGGCUUACGACACAUCGUACGCAGCGAACAACAACAACAACAUCACCAAGAGCCUCAAUGUACCAGAUAUCGAUAACCGUCGCGGUGGCGGUGACGAAGACGAUGACGAGCGAGAAGUGAAGAGGGAGUCAGCCCGGAAGAUAUGGUCACCGGUGAGGAGUUCACCAUCGCCAUCUUCGUCGUCCGAACUAGACGUGGAGAGCCGGUUGGCGUCGCCGGACAUCGACGUGACCAAAUGCGGUACCACCCCGCCACCACCAGCGCAACCACCACAGCCCAUCGUAUCUAUGGUACAGGUGACUGCCCGCAAGCCGCCGGUAACCGCCAAGAACUCGGAGGCGUUUAGCGUCAGUGCGCUGCUUAAGCCAGACGCGCCCCGCACCAUUAGACAUCCGUUCAACCACCAUCACCACCCCCAUAACCAGCAGCAGCAACACCAUCAACAGCACCACCAACAGCACCACCACCAGCAGCAGCAGCCGCCGGCCAUGACAGCCGUCGAUACCAUAUCUGUCACAAGAUCGUUGCUGUACCCUACCGUCCAGUUCCCAGACCUGAUCAAGGACACCAGGAAAGAAGUGCACCUGCACCCAUCCGCAGCCAACACUCUGCUUCAGAAACACUUUUCCGGUUUCAGCUUUCACCCGCACUUCUAUUCGGCCGCCAACAUGCUGAACCCAUCCAGUGGUUCGCCUGAGCACGGUGGAAACGGCAGUGGAAGUGGCGGAAAUGGUGACCCACAUACCGACAACAAUCAAAACCUACUCACCAGCUCGCUGUAUCUGAGUCUAGGCGCCGUCCAGGCGGCCGCUGCUGCUGCUUUUAGCCAUCCUCUGUCCACAACAGGCAUGAGUUCACCGGCGGCCAAUCCGUUCCAUUCGUCGGGCCAACAGCAGACUUCCGGCGGUGUGGUGGUGCCGCACCCGUCGGCCGAGGACAUGAUGAAGCUGCGUCAGCAGUUCGCGCCCGGCGCCAAUCAGCCACUGGCCGCAGCGCCACCGUCGGACCCCGGCGGCCACAUGCGACACCACCACAUGUUGAUGAGGGGCUCCGUCUUCGGCGACGUGUACUCGUGCAUCAAGUGCGACAAAAUGUUCCCGACAUCGCACGGCCUGGAGGUGCACUCCCGCAGGUCGCACAACGGCAAGAGGCCGUUCUCGUGCGAGCUGUGCAACAAAUCGUUUGGCGCCGAGAUAAGCCUGAACCAACACCGGUGGCUCUGUUGUCGACGAUCGGCGCACAACGUAGAAAAGCUGUUUGAAUGCAAACAGUGUGGCAAAACGUUCAAAAGGUCGUCAACUCUUUCUACGCACUUGCUAAUCCACUCAGACACCCGACCAUAUCCAUGUCAGUUUUGCGGCAAACGGUUUCAUCAGAAAUCUGACAUGAAGAAACACACGUACAUACACACAGGUGAAAAACCGCACAAAUGUCAGGUGUGCGGCAAAGCGUUCAGCCAGUCGUCGAAUCUAAUUACGCACAGCCGGAAGCACACUGGGUACAAACCGUUUGCGUGCGACUUGUGCGGCCGUGCUUUUCAGCGCAAAGUCGACCUCCGCAGGCACAAGGAAACGCAACACACUGAUUUCCGGUCCGGAAGUCUCACGUAAGCCCGACCACCCAGUCCACCCAACGAAAAAAAAAAUUAAAAUGAAAAAAAAAAAUGAAAAAAAUGUCUAUAAUGAUUGCCGCGCAUAUAACACUAUAUUAUAACUCGCACCUGUACCCACUUUUACAUUAAAUUGUUAUAAAUAUAAAUAUAUAUGAAUAUAAACUUAUAUAAUAUAUAUAUAUAUAAAUUUAUUAAUAUAUACUUAUAUAUUAUAUCGUAUAAUAUUAUGUUUAAUAUACUAUAUAAGUGUCUUAUCGUUUCUUCUGUUUCUUUUUUUUUUUAAACUUCAAUGUUUACGAUGUUUUUCCACCUUCAAUGAUCAAUGGUAAAUCAUCAUAACUAUUAUUAUUAUUAUUAUUAUUAUUAUUAUUAUUAUUAUUGUCGUUAUAUUGGAUCGAUUGAAUAUAAAUCGCAGUCGCUGUGUGUUCAUAAUGUAUCAUAAUGUUUAAAAAUAUUGUAAGUACACGCGACGUCAUGCAUGACAUGUAUUUCUUAAAUUAAAUUUUAUAUAAUUCAUAUAAUAAUACUUAAUAUUCUGUAUUUGUAAUAUAUUAUAUGUGCAUGGAUCUUAUACCAAUUAUAAGGUCAAUGAGUAUAAUUAUAGUUAUAUAAUAUAUCAUUAUGGACGCGCUUUUAAUAAUUAUUAUUAUAUAUAUAUCAUAAUAUUAUAAUAGCUGGUGUUCUUGUUUUCAUACAAAUGUUUCUUUAUUAUUUAUUUACGUAUUUAUUAUCAUUAUUAUUAUUAUUAUUAUUAUUUUUUUUACCCUAAAUAGUUACCUGUAUUGUCUAGCUUUUCUUAUAAUAAUAAUUUUUAAUGUAUUUAUAAUAUGUAUUUCGUUUGAUGUUUACGUAA
Messenger RNA from Metopolophium dirhodum (rose-grain aphid), 3404 nucleotides. RefSeq names its product zinc finger protein rotund-like. The coding region runs from base 492 to 2549 and encodes 685 amino acids. The transcript is spliced from 5 exons. The record is from RefSeq and is a predicted model, not a curated record. NCBI's taxonomy places the organism in Eukaryota, Metazoa, Arthropoda, Insecta, Hemiptera, Aphididae.